GCCGUGGUGAGGGAGAGGGUAGACGUCGACAUCGUGUGUGUGUCUGUGUGUGUCAGUGUGUGUGUGUGUGAGAGAGAGAGAGAGAAAGAGAGAGAGAGAGAGAGAGGGAGAGAGAGAGAUGUCGGACGUCGUGGCCGUUGUGAGGGAGAGGAUCGACGGGAAGGAGGUCGUCGUGCAGGAGACAAAGCUUGAGCGAGGGAGCGAGCGCGACCGCGAAAUGGAUUGGGCCCCUGGCGUGCAAACCAACGACACGCGUGUCUAUUACGCACUGGUGAACGGCUUGAUGGCCAUGCGGAUCGUGGCAUGGCUAGGCUACGACGGGGAGUACAACCUAGUGGAGGUUGUACUGCGGGUGCGGAAACUAUCGAAUGUUGUCCCCGACACGUGGCAAACGCCGAACCCUGACAUCGUGGGCGACAUGGUGAGGUACCUCAUCUCCGCCAUCGCCGAGGAACAUCUGGCGGCCAUGGAUGCGAAUGCGUCGUAUAGUGCGGAAUUUGAGCCUCCCCUUCGUGGCAGGGGGUACCUUCAUGGCGCUAUCCGAAUUUGGUGCCCGAAGGACGACCUCAGGGCCGCGCGUAACAGGUGGUGAGGUCGAGUGUUCGUACGUAGCGGCAGGCGCAUGGAUGCCACUGUUCAGGCGCCGCUGCGAUGGCCUUCCACGUGUGCAUGACGGGCGAUUAGUGGGGACCGUCGGUGGAGGGGAGGAGGAUUGAUUGCCGAUUAGUGAUUGGAGCGGUUCGCGGACCUUGUCUCGUGUGCAUGACGAGCGUGUGCGCACAUGUCUUUGUACUGCGUCGAUGGGAGCAGGGUUUGGGUUCUUCCACGCGGACGAACUGGAGAGGGUCAAUCCUUCCUGUCAAGGAAGCAAUCAAUGCCCAUCUCCGUU
Messenger RNA from Chara braunii, 889 nucleotides. Lineage: Eukaryota; Viridiplantae; Streptophyta; Charophyceae; Charales; Characeae. The record is from the annotation of a GenBank genome assembly.